AUGGUGACGAAAGAAUUUAACCAUACCAUCAAUAAGUUAGAAUCGGAUUUCACAGUAGCCACCGAUUUUCUUCAGAAAGGGCAGGAUGACCUUCUAAAGGAACUUGAGGUGGCUAAUAAUAAAAUUAAAACCCUAGAACUUGAGCGAACUACACUUAAGUCAAAUAUUAAGUCAUUAGAUCGUCGUUUAAUGAGCGUCGAAAAAAUCUCACGAAGCCAUAACGUUGAAAUCCAAAUGGUUCCGGAAAAACGUCAUGAAAAUUUACUACAUCUUAUACAAAAACUUUAUGACACCGUGAAUGUAACUCUGGAUACGAACUGCAUCUGUGCUGUUCGUAGAAUUGCUAAAAUUAAUCCAAAGUCCGACAGACCACGAAACAUUCUCCUUACACUACAAACUGAGCGGCAGAGGGACAUUUUAUUAUCGGCAGUAAAACGUUACAACAAGACUAACCACCCCAAUCACUUAAACUCUACCUGCCUUGGGAUUGAAGGAGAAUAUCGUGCCAUAUAUGUAAAUGAACAUCUCUCUUCUACUACCAAAAAGCUUUAUGCUGAAGCUAGGAAGUUUGCGAAAGAUAACUCAUACAAAUAUGUUUGGGUUAAAUAUGAACGUAUGUACAUGCGGAAAAAUGACAACGAAUCAGCAUUAUUGAUUAGAGACUUUAGCAACUUUGAGAAACUUAAAGUAAAGUGA
Messenger RNA from Parnassius apollo (apollo), 696 nucleotides. The record is from the annotation of a GenBank genome assembly. Lineage: Eukaryota; Metazoa; Arthropoda; Insecta; Lepidoptera; Papilionidae.